Molecule: messenger RNA, 4841 nt
Organism: Cinclus cinclus
Lineage: Eukaryota; Metazoa; Chordata; Aves; Passeriformes; Cinclidae
Gene: SLC30A9
Product: solute carrier family 30 member 9
Exons: 18
Coding region: 47-1756 (569 amino acids)
Biological process (GO): positive regulation of transcription by RNA polymerase II; transmembrane transport; zinc ion transport
Cellular component (GO): membrane; nucleus
Molecular function (GO): monoatomic cation transmembrane transporter activity
Source: RefSeq, a predicted model, not a curated record
UGCGAAUCGCCGCCCGCCUGCCGGCCGCUGCCGAGCGGCCGCCGCCAUGAUGCCGGCCCUGGCCGCCCAGCGGCGGGGCUGCCGCGGCCUCUACCGCCUGUACCUGCGGUGUCAGGCGGCGCCGCGGCCCCGCGCCUGCCACGGAUGGCAAGUUUCAAUGAAAAGUGGGAAUCUGUUUUACCUUCUACCGUGUAAUCGCCUGCCUGUGCAGUUGAUGAGUCAAGUGAGAGUUUAUACCUCCAAUGGUCAGAAGAAAGAUCUUGGAUCAGAAGAUGCAAAUGGAUCAGCCCGUGGAGAAACCCUGCAUAAAGUUGAAACAGGACAAGAUACAACUAAUGCAGGACAAAAGCAGUCUUCACCUAAACAGCCAAUCCAAGUAAAAGUGAAAGCUGUCCUUAAAAAAAGAGAGUAUGGACCAAAAUACACACAGAAUAACUUCAUCACUGGAGUCAGAGCAAUAAAUGAGUUUUGUCUUAAAUCCAGUGAUUUAGACCAGCUCAGAAAAAUUAAACGACGAAGUCCCCACGAUGACACUGAGACUUUCACGGUGUACCUGAGAUCGGAUGUAGAGGCAAAGUCUCUUGAAGUUUGGGGUAGUCCAGAGGCUCUUGCCAGAGAAAGAAAGCGACGUAAAGAGGCGGAGAUCAAGUACAGAGAAAAUCUGUUUAGAAACCAAAGGCUGUUGUGGGAAUACAAGGAGUUCUUUGGAAAUACUAAGCCACGCUCCAGUACAGCAGCUAUGUUUUUCAAGGGACCAGGGAAGGUGGUAAUGGUAGCUAUUUGCAUAAAUGGGUUGAAUUUUUUCUUUAAGCUACUUGCUUGGGUUUACACGGGUUCUGCAAGUAUGUUUUCAGAAGCCAUACAUUCUUUAGCAGACACAUGUAACCAGGCAUUGCUAGCUUUGGGCAUCAGUCAGUCUGCAAGGACACCUGACCCUAGUCAUCCGUAUGGUUUCACAAAUAUGCGCUAUAUUGCCUCCCUGAUUAGUGGAGUAGGCAUUUUCAUGAUGGGUGCAGGACUUUCUUGGUAUCAUGGGAUCAUAGGUUUACUCCACCCUCAUCCUGUAGAAUCACUUCUCUGGGCAUACUGCAUUUUAGCAGGGUCAUUGGUAUCUGAAGGAGCUACCCUGCUUGUUGCUAUUAAUGAAAUUCGGAGGAGUGCUCGAGCCAAGGGUCUUUCAUUUUAUCAAUAUGUUGUGCAGAGUCGUGAUCCUAGUACCAACGUGGUGUUACUGGAGGAUGCUGCAGCAGUUCUGAGCGUGGCUGUAGCUGCUACCUGUAUGGGUCUGACUUCUGUAACAGGAAACCCAUAUUAUGACAGUGUGGGGUCUCUAGGUGUUGGAACUUUGUUAGGAACUGUGUCAGCAUUUUUAAUCUACACUAACACUGAAGCCCUGCUGGGACGAUCCAUUGAACCUGAACAGCUGCAGCGGCUCACUGAGUUACUGGAAAGUGAUCCUGUAGUAAGAGCAAUUCAUGAUGUUAAAGCCACAGACAUGGGAAUGAGCAAAGUGAGAUUCAAGGCAGAAGUAGACUUUGAUGGACGUGUUGUUACUCGUUCUUACCUGGAAAAACAAGACAUUGAACAGCUGCUGCAGGAAAUUCAGCAAGUGAAAACCCUUGAAGAAUUAGAAGCCUUUAUGCUUAAGCAUGGUGAGAAUAUCGUUGACAUGCUGGGAGCUGAAGUUGACAGACUUGAGAAGGACCUGAAGCAACGAAAUCCUGAUGUUCGUCAUGUGGAUUUGGAGAUACUGUAGACUUGAACAGGAGAAAUCUUCAGGUUACUACCCUUGUGGAAAGAAGUCACAUAAAGGGCUGAAAAGCUUCUGAGAUGGCAGUGACUCAGCACCAUACCUCGCUUCCUUUGCUGUAGGCUUCCUGGACUGUUAGCACUUCUUCUCUUUCUGGAAGAGCGCUAGACUUGCAGACAAAAAUUUCCAUGGCAAAAUCAGUUUCAAAAAGCUACUCGAGUUAAAUUCCACAGGAGAGUCUGUCCAAGUAUAUUUACUUUGAUUUAAAACUUAAGGUUUAGUUAGGCAAAUACAGCUGCCUGAAACUCUACAACACACAUAGUUUUUCCAUUUGUGUCCCUUUGCUGUCUGUUUGCACUUCUUUAGUUUCUUUCAAGAUAUCAUUAAAGGUUCUUGGGAGAUAUUAAGAUUAGAUAGGAAGAGUUUGUUCCAGUGGAACCUGCCAACCUUAAAUUGUAAUAUUUCAACUGUGUGAUUGUUUCACAGUUUUUCUUUUCUAUGAGAUAUAUUGUUUCAAAUGGGCUCUGGCCUUAUCUCAAGUACCAUGACCUGGAAACCUGCUUUUUGCCACCAUUACAAUUACAACUGCACUUCAGGAAAACAAGGCUUUUCACCUUAGAGGAGCCAGCUGUAUGGGUUUAGCCAGAGUACAUUAAAUUACUGUGAAAAAUUACUGCGUACAACCUUCGGUGCACUUCCUCUCUUUUAAUUUUGUUUGCUUUUUUUCCCUACUUUGACACUUGCUUUCAUAUUUUUAAGUAUCUUCAGAUGUAAUCUGGGAGAUAUUUAUGGUAGUGCUUAUUAAAAGUUACGUGGCAUUUUUGGCUUUUUAUAUUUUAAUAGACUCUAUUGCCAGAUAUGGUCUUUACUAGAAGAUGUGGGAGAUGUAGCUGGAAUAUAUAAUAGUAAAAACGAUCUAUUUAUAAUUAAACAAAUGAAUACAUUGUAUUUUUAAUUUAUUUGCCUUUAGAUAUUACCUGAAUUCAAAACCGCUUACUCUGAAUUUUUUUAUAACUUGACCUUGCUUGUUUGGGAAUGUAGAGUAAUUCUAUCAGUGGUCCUUAGCAAACCAGAGAUUAAGUUAGAUUAGUUUAUAACUUUGAAAUGUGAAAUUCUGCAACUGUGUACAAUUGUCUCAAGGCUUUCUGCACUAGGUACUCAAGUUAUACCAGAUCCUGAGACCCAGCCUUUAUUAAUAAGGCCGUGAGUACUGAACAUGCAAGUUGAAAUAUAAGUGAAAUAAAUAUAUUUAAAUAGCACUGAGAAAAAUUCUUUAUGCACUUUAAUAUAAAAUAAGGUUUGCUUGUGGGUGACAGGUGGUAGUAAGACCAUCCUAGUAACUCAGUUGCUGAAUAAUGGCUUAAUUGCUGAAAGAAGAAAUGUUGAUAUGAAACAUAAGUCUUCAAAAAUCAAUUUAAGAUUAUAUUAAAAGCAUUGCAGCAAAUAAUUGUGGAGACCAAUAUAUCCAGAUUUUACUAAAAGCAUUUUAGAAUAUUUUUUUUUCUUAUUAGGUGUCACUAGUGAGCAAUGAGGAUUUAAAAUAACAUGCCUUUUUGACAACUGCAAAGGAAAGCACUUUGCGUGCUGGUCAUUUUAAGUAGAAAAACAUUCCAGAGUUAAGUUUCAGGUGGAGCUUCACAUACAGUAAUUGUAGGUGAAAGGAUCUCCUUGCUGCCCUUUUCUGUAAUCCCUAUUCACUGGUGGCUUAUUUAUAGCAUAUUUCCUUAUUAUAUAGCUUAUUCAAAAAAAGGCUUACUUUAUCUGGUUUUCUCCUAUUGUAAAAAUAGUAUAUUUAAGCCUGAUUAUUUAAAAUGCAGUUUAAAGGUAAUUUGGAAGUCUCCCUAUAUCCAAUAAGGCAUAUUUUAGCAAUAAUUUAAAUAAUUUACUUUUCUCCUUGCCCUUCUAUGUAAAAUUCAUCUCAUCUCAGUAUGCACUCUCCUGGUAUUAGCCUUAUUCAUGAAGAGUACUGGAAUCUGGUAAUGCAUAACAUGUUUUCUUCUCCCUAGAAUAUUUAUAUGGAUUUUGAAUUUGAAUAAACACAUUAAUAAACCAGUUAUUUCACAAAUCAAAAACCCGAGGAGUAGUAAAGCUGGGGAAAUGUCCUUCCUGCAGAGGUUAGUGAGGACAGCCAGUUUGAUCCAAGUGGUUUGCAUGCUGGAGUUAUUGAUGAAUGAAUAGUGUCAGUAUGCACAUUGCAGGGCAAAACUUUCCCUGCAAGAUUAGUAAAUGUUACCUCAAUAGCAGUGUUCCUAUAUCGUUUUCAAGAGGCGGUAUGAGCUUAUAUUCUUACAGGACAUCUGCUCCAAAAGCCUAUAAAAAUGUUUUUUUGUUCAUUGGAGAUGUAAUUCAUCUGAAUCCUGAUCUUAGUUUUUUUUUUUUUUUUUUUUUUUUGAGUCAGAAAAAUACCCAUCCACACCUUUUGUUUAUAAUCCAAGACAGAAUUGAGUUUCUUGUCUCCCAGUUACUUUACUGAUUAUAGCAUCACAGUAUGUUAAAUUCAAGAUGCCAGGACUUUUAAUGUUUUUGGGUACAUUACUGUUGACCAGUCUGAAGACCCAGUCCCAUUUUUUUAAAGUUACCUGGAUGGUGAUGUACUACAGAAAGGAAGGCAGACUGGUUUUGGCAGUACCUUGUAAGUUUACAUGUCAUGCAGUUGGAUGGAAGUACUGAUUCUUUGAGCCUGCCAGGUUGGAAAGGAAUAGUCAUUCUGAGCUGUUACAUUUCAAUUUGUAUGUUAUAAUUUGCAAAUUGAUUUCAACAGAUAUGACAUUUUUACUGCUUUUUUUUUUUCUUUAACUGCCUUUAUAGUAAAAACCUUGAGGUAAUUUGGGUCCAUUACUUAGUUUACUUUUGUUUCAUUGUUUUUGGGGAAAAUAAUAAAACAAUACAUUUACGUGAUAGUCCUCAGCUUAAAGAACUGUACGUGUGUGGAGGAGUGAAUUUUUCUUUAUCACAAAUACAAUUACAAAUGGAUUUUUUAAACUGAUUUUAAGGAAAAGAAGUGAGGAUUUGCCUAACAAUAAAGUUAUAUUCUAGGAUUUUUUCAAUUAAGGUGUGGUGUUUUAAAAUAAAUUUAUUUCUAUCGACUGGC